Cooperia oncophora is the source of this 1317-nucleotide messenger RNA. Lineage: Eukaryota; Metazoa; Nematoda; Chromadorea; Rhabditida; Trichostrongylidae. The record is from the annotation of a GenBank genome assembly.
AUGGAACGCCAUUCACAACUGGAUGUCUUGGACGUGUUUCGAGUAGUUGCUAUCAUCUGGGUGAUAGUUAAUCACACUGGAAGCGAAGGACGAAUCGAUAUUCUCGAUCGAUUACCGUCAGCUGAGAAGUUCAAGGAUUCUGUGCACAAUAACCCCAUAUUCGGUGCACUGCUGGGCAACUCGGCGCUGGGUGUCGAGAUCUUCCUGGUGCUUUCCGGACUGUUAUGUGCCCGAACAUGGUUGAGAAGAGCCGAUCAGCCAUUUGCCGGCCACUACAGGACAUUCCUUAUCCGGCGAAUUCUUCGACUCGUUCCAUCGGUCAUAUUCUUCAUCUAUAUAGCGGCUGGUCCUAUCACGAAGCGUUUUUUGCCAAGAUUCCAUUCGACUAUGAUCUCUGCAUGUGGCGUGUCGGGUAUCGCUGCACACCUUACGCUUCUGGGUAACUGGCAAUCUACGCCCACAUGCCUGGGCUAUUUAUGGUAUCUCGGAUUGGAUAUGCAACUUUACAUAAUGGCCCCAUUCCUCCUGCACGCCCUCUACAAACGACCUGCUGUGGGAAAGUUGCUUUGCGUGCUAUUAAUCGUCACGUCAAUGUUCAUCCGAGCCGGUUACUGCAGUGCCUAUGAGGUCUGCCACAAGAGUGACGUCGACAUACCGUUCAUCUCGUAUCCUGGACAGGAUCCGGCAACACUGGCCAGCAUCUAUGGCGGCUUGUGGGAAAUGUACGCUCGUCCGUGCACAAAGUGUGGCCCGUUCAUACUCGGAUUGCUGCUAGGGACCGCCUCCACAAGCUUAAGACCCUCUCUGGACCGUCAUAGAUCACGCUACUUCGCCAGCACAUUUUUCGCACUCUGUGUAGCUGUGAUCUAUGCCAUUUUACCGCAGUACUGGUUCGGGGAUCAUCUGGAACGCUACAAUCUCUACUAUACUGCAACAUUCCGAACCAUUUUCGCUAUUGGCGUCUGUGGAAUGAUAUGGGCAUUCAUUUCUCGGUUAGAAAGAAAAUCCACCUCAUAUAUAUGGUCGAUAUUGGCUCGACUCACUUACAACACCUACCUCCUUCAUAUGCCUGUCAUCUACCUCUUCAACUAUUCACAAUAUCUUCAGCAAGCUCAAGGGGCCACCGAAUUGAUUGUAGUCGUUCCUUUCGUGGCUUUAUUAAGCUUUGCUGCUUCGUCAGUGUUCUACUUCUUUGUUGAGGCCCCAAUAGGAUAUGUGACUUCCAACUGUUUGGAGCAAAUAGACGGCGCUUUAAUGUAUUACUUCAUUAGGUUCAAAAACGCUUUGAAAUCCUCUCUCCUUCGAUUAUCCUCCUGA